AUGAGCGUGCCUAAAUCGCUCUCAACUGUGCGCGAUAGACCAGUGACCACCAAUCCUGAAGGACGCAGUGCACUGUGGAAACCGAACGCAUGUAAGUUAAAUACUGGGACGUCGACACACUGGGAUAGAUUCCGGAAACAAACCACCAGAGUUUUAAGAUUAGAAGUAGGUGUCGAUCUCCUUAUGGAAAAAAUGGCAUCACUCCUCAAGCAUAACAAAAUUAAACCCCGGAACAUAAUCAAAAGGCAUGAAAAAAUCAAUAAACAGGACCACAGAAUCCUCAAGAAACCGGGAAAAGGCAAUGGGCUCCACGUUCAGCGAAGCAGAAAGAGGCAAUGAAGUCGUUAGACAAAUCUUCCGACUCAAAAGAAAUAGACGGGAACAAAAGAAAACAGACGGGAAUGAAAGCAUCUCUCGCGUUUCCCAAAGAUUGGCAAAUGCGGGGCAUACAGAGCUCAUCUGUACCAAAAUAAGGCAGCGAUCGACGACACCAGGAAAAACUGUACACCGUAAUCGUAUGGAUUCACCUAAACGACAAAAGAGCGCUAGCAGCCCUCUUUACGCAUGUCCAUUGGACUUUAAUGCAACAAGCCAUGCAAAAUGACAAAGCGAAUGCGCAAAAGCGGUCAUCACGGAAUGCCCAACUUGGCGACAGACCUGAACGUUUCCAGUCUAACAACAUACCCGCUGGGCGCUAGUCGAACGGACGGAAUGUUAGAAGAAGUAGCUACUGUUAAAAGACCCAAGGCGAUUUUUGAGAAACAACCACUAAACUCUUCGCUUGAUAGUAGUGUGUGCACAAUAAUUGAAGUAGAACCAAACCCGUGAUGCAAACCACCAUAAAUAGCAGAAAGCCAGAUAGCGAGAUGGGUUUUUUCCCUGAAAGAUCACUUUUUGUUGUGCUCAAGGGAGUCUCUGAGGCUACUGGCGAAACCGCAAAGGAAAGGGUCAAGCAGGACAUUCUGGCAUUCCAAAAUUUGCUAAAUGACUUUGAAGAAUCCGGUAAAGUGAUGAAAUACAAAAGAUCUUUCGUUUGGGGCUUGUAGUCAGAGGCAACGCAGAGAAGAUGCGACCAAGGCCGCUAAAAGUAGUCUUGGGGAACAAGUAGAAGGCAGAUCUGGUCUUAUGUCGAAAGUCCAGACUACGAAACAACAAUCUUGGAGUGUUUUUUCAGGCAGGUUACACUAGCAUCAAUCGAAUUGAAAGGAAAACACUGGUAGCAGAGCUAAAAAGGCGUCAGAACAAGGGAGAAGAGAAUCAGAAAAUCAUAGGCAACAAAAUCAUCAAAACGGAACGCAGGUUUCUAUGGAAACAUCCGGAGGAAUAGACGGUUACCACGCCAGUCACCGGUUCCAUCGAACACUUGUGAGUCUGAAGACAGACAGUGAACCGGUUAUUUCGUGCAAAAUGGACAUCAACAACUGUCGGACGCAAGAACAACAAACAAUUUUCAGAGACCCAGAGAUCCAAAAAACAUGACGACGACGACGACGAUGAUGAUGAUGAUGAUGAUGAUGAUGAUGAUGAUGAUGAUGAUGAUGAUGAUGAUGAUGAUGAUGAUGAUGAUGAUGAUGAUGAUGAUGAUGAUGAUGAUGAACACAAACGUACAGAGUCUUCUUAA
This is a messenger RNA of Spirometra erinaceieuropaei, 1621 nucleotides long. Lineage: Eukaryota; Metazoa; Platyhelminthes; Cestoda; Diphyllobothriidea; Diphyllobothriidae. The record is from the annotation of a GenBank genome assembly.